GGAGUAUUAAAUUUUCUUAAUCGAUUGUAUAAUCGGAUAAGCGAUCAAUAUCAGAUGUUCAACUAUCAAGUUACAUAUUAUGUAUUGAUGACCUCUUUAAUGCUUUAAAUCAUAAAUGAGAUAUAUGUAUUUAUUCACUUGGUCUGAAGAUAAUAAAAGAAUCAUAAAGACUUUUUGCUUCCUUACCCAACAUUUCAUACCUUGUUGUAAUACGUAAAAUGAGAUAAAUAAGCCCUAGACGCGAUUAGAAAGCGUUGGAGAUUAAAAAUGAUUUGAUAUUAAACCCCCACAGAUAUAAAAGCUGUGCGAAACUAUUACAUAAAUUUUUUGGCUUUUUCUUUUUUAACCCAACUUUUCCCUUUUCCCGAAUAAAAUGUUUACUGAUAGACAAGUCAACAACGCUAAUCAAUUCCCUAUGCAAUGGGUCGCCAACAUGGAUGUUGAUGUCCAACCUAAAGCUGCUCGUAAGACAUCCAUCAUCUGUACGAUCGGUCCUAAAACAAACAAUGUUGACAAGUUGGUCGAAUUGAUCGAUGCCGGUAUGAACAUUGUCCGUAUGAACUUCUCUCAUGGUGACUAUGAUUAUCACAAGUCUGUUCUUGACAACGCCCGUGCUGCUGCUGCUGCACGCCCUGAUAAGGUCAUUGCUAUUGCUCUUGAUACCAAGGGUCCUGAAAUCCGUACUGGUUUGAUGGCCAACGACGUCGAAGUACCUAUUACCAAGGGCCACGAAAUGAACAUUACUACUGAUGAAAAGUACGCUACUGCUUGUGAUGGCGAAAAUAUGUACGUUGAUUACAAGAACUUGCCUAAUGUGAUUGACGUCGGCAAGUACAUCUACGUCGAUGAUGGUGUCCUCUCCUUCAAGGUCAUUGCCAAGGGUGACAAUUAUGUUCGUGUCCAAGCACAGAACAACGGUAAGCUCUGCUCCAAGAAAGGUGUCAACCUUCCCAAGACGGCCGUCGACCUUCCUGCUCUUUCUGAAAAGGACAAGAACGAUCUUCGCUUCGGUGUUGAAAAUGGUGUUGAUAUGAUCUUUGCCUCUUUCAUUCGUCGUGCCCAAGAUGUCAAGGACAUCCGUCGUGUCCUUGGCGAAAAGGGUAAGAACAUCAAGAUUAUCUCCAAGAUCGAAAACCACCAAGGUAUCAUGAACUUUGACGAGAUCCUUGCCGAGACUGACGGUGUGAUGAUUGCUCGUGGCGACAUGGGUAUCGAAAUCCCUUGUGAACGUGUCUUUGUUGCUCAAAAGAUGAUGAUCGCCAAGUGUAAUUUGGUUGGUAAGCCCGCUGCUUGUGCCACUCAAAUGUUGGAAUCCAUGACCUACAACCCUCGCCCUACACGUGCUGAAGUAUCUGAUGUUGCCAACGCCGUCUUAGACGGUGCUGAUCUCGUCAUGCUUUCUGGUGAAACUGCCAAGGGCUCUUACCCCGUUGAAGCCGUCAAGACAAUGGCCACAACUUGUCAAUUAGCCGAAUCCGUCAUCUGUUACAGUCCUCUGUUUAACCAACUUCGCGGCUUGACCCCUUGGCCCACUGACACCACUGAGACUGUUGCUUGUGCUGCUGUCUCUGCUGCUGCCGAACAAAACGCGGGUGCCAUCUUGGUCCUCUCCAAGUCCGGUCACUCUGCUCGUCUCGCUUCCAAGUACAGACCUGCUCAACCCAUUAUCCUCGUCACCCGUGAGACACAGACUGCUCGUCAAUCACACCUUCACCGUGGUGUGUUCCCUUUCAUCUACACCGACCCUGUUGCUGCCAAGUGGGACGAAGAUGUCGAAUCUCGUAUCAAGUGGGGUAUUCAACAAGGCAAGAAAGCUGGUCUUAUCAAGUCAAAUGACCCAGUCGUCAUCGUUCAAGGAUGGAAGGGUGGUCUCGGCAACACAAACACUGUCCGUGUGUUGAUUGCUCCCUAAACUAGUAUCAUUAUAUAAACUCAUUCGUGCAUACAUAUUUGUAUUUUUGGCAU
Rhizopus microsporus ATCC 52813 is the source of this 1965-nucleotide messenger RNA. RefSeq names its product pyruvate kinase. The coding region runs from base 374 to 1912 and encodes 512 amino acids. Gene Ontology annotation, molecular function: magnesium ion binding; potassium ion binding; pyruvate kinase activity. Gene Ontology annotation, cellular component: cytoplasm. The transcript has 2 exons. The record is from RefSeq and is a predicted model, not a curated record. NCBI's taxonomy places the organism in Eukaryota, Fungi, Mucoromycota, Mucoromycetes, Mucorales, Rhizopodaceae. Gene Ontology annotation, biological process: glycolytic process.